Molecule: messenger RNA, 3528 nt
Organism: Fusarium tjaetaba
Lineage: Eukaryota; Fungi; Ascomycota; Sordariomycetes; Hypocreales; Nectriaceae
Exons: 3
Coding region: 1-3528 (1175 amino acids)
Source: RefSeq, a predicted model, not a curated record
AUGACGACUGUUGAAAGAUGGCAGGGGCAACUGCCGUCCCGUCUCAGAGGCGGCGAGAGAAGUUCAACCCAGGUGGCUACCCAAGAUAGCCCCGAUGUCGAAUGCCCGGAAGGCCUGAGGCACAAGUUCUCAAACUGGCGAGCUUCUGUUCCCUUUCGUUCACCUCCAACCAUCACAUCAAAAUCUGCGCAACAGGUAGAUCCCAAAACACCCCAGUAUGAGGAGUCUGAUUCUGGUAUCGGCAUCACCACGCCGUUAUCUCAAGAUAGCCACAACGAGCCUCUAGGGUCGGAACUGCCCGGCACAGACCUCAGACUCUUCGACGGGCCUGUUUCUGACCGACUGAAAGCACGGUUCUUCGACAUAAAAGUCCUGUACACCCAACCACUACUGGACUACAUCCUCAAAAGGAAGAAGGAUCCAGGAGAUAUCUCUAUGAAGCUGAAAUACCUGGGACUCAGCUCACUAGGCGCCCAACUCCAUAUUGUCAUUCAGUGCGAAAGAAAGAUCGCCAAGCGAGUGAGGAAAUUCUUCGUGCAAGGUCAUGUUGAAGAAGAGCUUUUGCCUGACUUUCGGGUCUUUGUGCUGGAAAAGGCACUCAUGCGACUGACGGAUGACAAUGCGAUAGAGAUUCUGACAGACUCUAUGCCAGAGAGAACAUGGUGCGGCACGCCGAUUAGACUUAGGCGAGGCAAUGCAUCUGUCGUGGCGACUUUCGGCGGUAUCAUUGUGGUUGAAGCCACCCACAAACGUCUAGUUGGCUUAACGGCUGCCCAUUCUCUAAAGAAAUUGCACCGCCCUCCAUCUGAUCAUCUCUCAGCUCAUGAGGGAGACGUCCCGUUCUCUUCCUCCUCAUCAGACGCUUCCGAAAGCGAAAGCGACUCUGAUGGCGAGUCCACAAUCACGACUCAAAGUUCACUGCAGCACCCCGAGCCCUUGAACGAUAAGGGACUGGAUACCACUGUAUCUCAAAACACCUUGGAAAUCGGCACCAUCCUUUGCAAUACAUUCGAUGCCCCGAUGGCACAGAACUAUGACUGGGCUAUUAUCGAUUUGGAUCAACAAGCGACAUUGCCCAAUAGAAUAGUCCUGGAUGGACAAUCUGACUCGUCAGAUUUUGAGGAGGAAAGCGACCUUGAACCCAUCAUGUUUCCAGUGGGGAACCCUUGCGUAUCAGUGUCUAGGCAAGUCAUGGUACUGAAGCGAGGUGCCAAGCUGAUUGGAGAGAUGUCUCUUGAUACUUCCUCUGUGCUGAUAUCCCCUGGAUCGUCGUUCGUUGAGGUUUACGAUCUUACCAUGGAGCAUGGCUGUUCUUUAAGUCCUGGUGACUCCGGCUCAUGGGUAGUCGAUGCGAAGACCUCCGUAUUAUAUGGCCAUGUUGUUUCGAUUGAUGCCUUUGGAGAGGCCCAAGUGAUGCCUAUUCGUUCGACUCUCGACAGUAUCAGGGCUCAAAUGAAUGCCACACGAGUGUUCCUGCCCAAUAGUGAUGAGAUGCAACUGUUGCAGGAGGAGUCGAGGAGUCGUACUCCAGCCAAAUUGGACGUUUCACCGGUCACUGAAGAGUACGAAAAGCAGGAAGGUACAUCGACAACUCACCCAGAAGGUAUGAAGGGAGGCCAACCUGCAUCAUCCCCAUCUUCGUCUAAGCGCGUAGCAUCUCGACAAGAAGUUAUUGCACAGAGCCUCGAGAUCGCUCGUGAAACUCCUGACGGGGCUUCGUAUCCUUUGAUCAGAGAUAUCCUUGAAUCUGCACUGGAAGAAAUAUGGACCAGGGUACAGGAUCAGCCCGACUCGUAUAUCAUGACGAAAGAUGAGUUUGCCGUCUUCAGCUUUUUCAUGGACCGCUUCGUCGGCGAUAAAAUGGCAAUCGCUGCUCGAAAGAGAUACUGGAAAGCCAUAAUGUCCAUAGACUCUUCGGAGCCUACCAAGACUGAAAAUGACGAUCUCGCUCAGAUUGACGCCAUUCGGGAGUUGGUUCAGGCUUCGUAUCGACGCAUUGGCAAAUAUGGCCCCGAUUUCUCCAAUGUGGCUACUAAACUGUACAAACUUGAAAUGACUCUCAGGCGGUUGCGAGAUGAAGUUGCGGAGGAACAAGACGAGUUGCCUGUGCAUAUCCAACAAUCAUACACAAAUCAUCUUCACUCACUAGUCGAGGAUUGGGAUUUCGCAAUGAAGCGAGUCAAAUCCUUACUCGAUACUUAUCAUGAUGAUGAGAUAAUUCUUGCAGGAGAGGAGGCUUCCAAGAGCGGUGAACUGAAACCCAUAGAGCCUAUCUUUGCCGGCAAAAGGAUGGCUAUUGAGCUACUACUGGACUCAAUCCAGUUACAAAAGCCUCAAGUUUACGAUCAACACCAGUCUGACCUCCUCGAAAAGAUCAAGGAUAAGGUCGACCACAUUGCUGCCCAUCUCUUCGCCAACUGGAAUGCCGAAUCCUUUUCAGGAGGGAAUGAUGAUUUAUGGCGAUAUUUCCAGGAGCUGCUGGAGAAAGAAGGAUUUUCUUCCCAAGUCCUAAGCAAGAAGAAAGAUGUUCUCAUAGCGUAUAUCAACGACCUUGGAUAUAUUGCCGAUACCGCAGCCAGCACAUUCUCUCAUGCUCACAAACCACUCGACAAACCCCUGGACUACGUCCCCCACGAUGAAAAGAAGUCAAAUGUGGAUAACAAGUUCGAUACAAGUAUACGAAUUGAUCUCAUUACAACGGAGGACAUUAUUGCCUCAGAUAAUGAGGAUUCAGUCAUCCGACAGAUCGAGCGUAGAUUUUCACCAAAGGGACCAGACACUUUGCAACAGAACAUGUCAUUGGAGGGUUGGUCAACGAAGACCUCUCAGCUAGCCAAGGAGACAUCACCCAACUAUGUCUCGUCUCUGUCCACAUAUGGGCGCAAGAAUGGCACGCGUGGUCCUGCUCAAUCUUCUGGGCUUGUGAGCCAAGAUCAAAACGGUAGAGCAAUAGCUGAUGAUGCCCUUUGGACCAAGAUAUCACGCAAACUUGUCAGUGUCGAGGCGCUUCAACGAGCGGGGGUGCGCUACGAAGCAAGGCCAGAUUAUGUGGCAAUACUUGGCGAUUUGUCCAGGGAAGAAGUGGCAAAGCUCGUUCGCGAAAGUGAAGCGACAACCACCUCCCGUCCUCCACCUCCGUAUCCUGAAGAAACCCUUGCCAGACAGAGACGUCUUUUUUGCUCAAACCGCGACGACGAAGAGAUAUCCUUCAUCCCUUUGAUGGAAGGCGAUUAUAAGGGUAAUGCAGUUGUUCGAACACAUCGUAGGAGGGCUGUCAAGGACCGUGAUAGAGAUGUCGCGUGGCAUCCCCCGCGCAGAGGGGCCGAAAAGAAGCAAGAGAAGCCCGGUAGUAGACAAGAGAAGUUCAACGGGAGGUAUUACAAUCGAGCUCCCAAAAUCCCAAGGCGUGAUGGACUUCACCACAGUGUGAGGGCCUAUGAUAAGGGUGGCCGAGGUGGUGUAGUUGGAAUUGGCAGCGCUGCGGUAAGCUUGCUCAGUGUGCUAUCUGAGGCUGCGUCAACUUUUUAG